AUGAGGAAUGCAAGCCGGCUCUUUUUCUUUGCUGUGGUGGCCUCCUGCAUUAACGGUAGCGAGACGGCAGAUGCUGAAGAGAGGCUCAUGAACCACCUCUUGAACAGCUCGCGCUAUAACAACUUAAUUCGCCCGGCCUUCAACUCCUCGCAGUUGGUGGUGAUAGAGCUCCAAGUGUCCCUGGCCCAGCUCAUAAAUGUGAAUGAACGCGAGCAGAUCAUGACCACCAACGUCUGGCUUAAUCAGGAAUGGACUGACUACCGCUUGGCUUGGGAACCUUCUGACUACGAAGGCAUAAAUAAGCUAAGGAUACCCGCUAAAAAAGUUUGGCUACCGGACAUUGUGCUUUACAAUAAUGCCGAUGGCACGUACGAAGUCUCCGUGUACACCAACGUGAUCGUAAAGAACAACGGAAGCAUUUUCUGGCUGCCCCCCGCCAUCUACAAGAGCGCCUGCAAGAUCGAAGUGAAACAUUUCCCGUUUGACCAACAAAACUGCACCUUGAAGUUCCGGUCGUGGACUUACGACCACACGGAAAUCGACAUGGUUCUCAAAACGGGCACAGCCAGCAUGGACGAUUUCACGCCGAGCGGGGAAUGGGAUAUUGUGGCGCUCCCGGGGCGAAGAACUGUGAAUGCCCUGGACCCCAAUUACGUGGACGUGACCUAUGACUUCAUCAUUAAAAGGAAGCCCCUUUUUUAUACUAUUAACCUCAUAAUACCGUGCGUGCUUAUAACAUCCCUCGCCAUCCUGGUGUUCUACCUGCCUUCAGACUGCGGGGAGAAAAUGACCUUGUGCAUCUCGGUAUUGCUCGCUUUGACUGUGUUCUUGCUGCUGAUUUCCAAAAUCGUCCCACCGACGUCACUGGACGUCCCGCUGAUUGGGAAGUAUCUGAUGUUUACAAUGGUCCUGGUGACGUUCUCGAUCGUCACCAGCGUCUGCGUACUGAACGUCCACCACCGGUCCCCCAGCACCCACGCCAUGCCGCCCUGGGUGAAGGUGGUCUUCCUCGAGAAACUGCCAAACUUUCUGUUCAUGCAGCGCCCGGAGAACAACUCGGCGAGGCAGAGGCUGUACAACCGGAAGAAAGCUAAAACGGAGUCUGUCUGCACCGACCUGUCCGACCUAUACAAGGGCUCGACCUACUUUGUGAACACGGCCUCGGCCAAAAAAUAUGACUUGAAACUUACAGAGAACCCCGACCACGUUGGCAGCCAUCAGGACGUCCGGCUGAGAUCCUCGGCUAAGUUUUCCCCCGAAGUCCAAGAGGCUAUCGAUGGCGUCAGUUUCAUCGCUGACCACAUGAGGAGCGAGGACAAUAACGAGAGCGUCGUCGAAGAUUGGAAAUAUGUCGCCAUGGUGGUGGACAGACUGUUCCUCUGGGUGUUUGUCGUCGUUUGCAUUCUAGGGACCGUUGGGUUGUUCCUCCAGCCUCUUUUCCAAAACCAUACCAUUAUCGUGACCCCGUGA
Messenger RNA from Euleptes europaea (tarantolino), 1470 nucleotides. RefSeq names its product cholinergic receptor nicotinic beta 4 subunit (gene CHRNB4). Gene Ontology annotation, molecular function: acetylcholine-gated monoatomic cation-selective channel activity; transmembrane signaling receptor activity. The transcript is spliced from 6 exons. Bases 1 to 1470 code for a protein of 489 amino acids. Gene Ontology annotation, biological process: chemical synaptic transmission; regulation of membrane potential; nervous system process. Gene Ontology annotation, cellular component: neuron projection; synapse; postsynaptic membrane. The record is from RefSeq and is a predicted model, not a curated record. Lineage: Eukaryota; Metazoa; Chordata; Lepidosauria; Squamata; Sphaerodactylidae.